UUAGCAAAAUAGCGGCACUGUCGGGAUCACACAUUCAGGUUCAGAGGCUUCCAGCAGUUUCAUCAACCUAAUCCCAGGUUCCUCCUUCCUGCACCUGUGGGUUGCUCAGGCCUCCCUCAAACUAGCCAAUGAGAAGUGCACGGGUCCUGGUCGCCUAGGAAACCGCGUGACAACAAGAUGGCGGCGCCGCGGGACGGCUAGCGGCCCUGCGUGUCCUUUCCCAAGAACCACCAGGCCAAAGGUCUCACAGUUCAGAGCAGAGAGCCGUAUACCCAGAGGAGCAGGCAGAUAACAGAAACUUCCAGAAACCUCUGUGGGGACAGUGGAAGCGGCAAAAGGGAGUUCCUGACAGCUGGAUUCUAGAAGUAGAACUAUGAGCUCACCUUUGGCCUCCCUUAGCAAGACCCGGAAAGUGCCCCUGCCCUCGGAGCCUGUGAAUCCUGGGAGGCGAGGAAUCCGCAUCUACGGGGAUGAAGAUGAGGUGGACAUGUUGAGUGAUGGGCGUGGCUCAGAAGAAAAGAUCUCAGUCCCUUCCUGCUAUGGCGGCGUAGGUGCCCCUGUGAGUCGGCAAGUCCCUGCAUCCCAUGACUCGGAGCUGAUGGCCUCCAUGACGAGGAAGUUGUGGGACCUGGAGCAGCAGGUGAAGGCCCAGACUGAUGAGAUCCUGUCCAAGGAUCGGAAGAUAGCAGCCCUGGAGGACCUGGUGCAGACCCUCCAGCCACACCCAGCUGAGGCAGCCCUGCAGCGGCAGGAGGAACUGGAGACGUUGUGCGUGCAGCUGCAGCGGCAGGUCAGGGAGAUGGAGCGGUUCCUCAGUGACUAUGGCCUGCAGUGGGUGGGCGAGCCCAUGGACCAGGAGGACUCAGAGAACAAGACAGUCUCAGAGGAUGGCGAGAGGGACUGGAUGACAGCCAAGAAGUUCUGGAAGCCAGGGGACUCAUUGGCGCCCCCUGAGGUGGACUUUGACAGGCUGCUGGCCAGCCUGCAGGAUCUUAGUGAGCUGGUGGUAGAGGGUGACACCCAGGUGACACCAGUGCCCGGCGGGGCACGGCUGCGUACCCUUGAGCCCAUCCCACUGAAGCUCUACCGGAAUGGCAUCAUGAUGUUCGACGGGCCCUUCCAACCCUUCUACGAUCCCUCCACACAGCGCUGCCUCCGAGACAUAUUGGAUGGCUUCUUUCCCUCAGAGCUCCAGCGACUGUACCCCAAUGGGGUCCCCUUUAAGGUGAGUGACUUGCGCAAUCAGGUCUACCUGGAGGACGGGCUGGACCCCUUUCCAGGCGAGGGCCGUGUGGUGGGCCGGCAGCGGAUGCACAAGGCCUGGGACAGGGCGGAGGAGCACCCAGGCUCCAGGAUGACUGCUGAGAAAUUUCUGAACAGGCUCCCCAAGUUUGUGAUCCGGCAAGGCGAGGUGAUUGACAUCCGGGGCCCCAUCAGGGACACCUUGCAGAACUGCUGCCCAUUGCCUGCCCGGAUCCAGGAGAUUGUGGUGGAGACGCCCACCUUGGCCGCUGAGCGAGAGAGGAGCCAGGAGUCGCCCAACAUGCCAGCACCCCCGCUCUCCAUGCUGCGCAUCAAGUCUGAGAAUGGGGAACAGUCCUUCCUACUGAUGAUGCAGCCUGAUAACACCAUUGGGGAUGUGCGAGCCCUGCUAGCGCAGGCCAGGGCCAUGGAUGCCUCUGCCUUUGAGAUCUUCAGCACAUUCCCACCCACCCUCUACCAGGACGAUGCACUCACGCUGCAGGCUGCAGGCCUCGUGCCCAAAGCAGCACUGCUGCUGCGGGCACGCCAAGCCCCAAAUUCCAGCCCGAACUUCAGUCCUAGUCCAGGUCCCGGCCCCAGUCCCAGCCCCCAAUAAAGCGCCCGCCCCCUCAA
Molecule: messenger RNA, 1875 nt
Organism: Mandrillus leucophaeus (drill)
Lineage: Eukaryota; Metazoa; Chordata; Mammalia; Primates; Cercopithecidae
Gene: UBXN11
Product: UBX domain protein 11
Exons: 17
Coding region: 374-1858 (494 amino acids)
Biological process (GO): proteasome-mediated ubiquitin-dependent protein catabolic process
Molecular function (GO): ubiquitin binding
Source: RefSeq, a predicted model, not a curated record